This is a messenger RNA of Pseudovirgaria hyperparasitica, 2633 nucleotides long. RefSeq names its product DEAD-domain-containing protein. The transcript has 2 exons. Gene Ontology annotation, cellular component: nucleus. Gene Ontology annotation, molecular function: RNA helicase activity; ATP binding; nucleic acid binding. Lineage: Eukaryota; Fungi; Ascomycota; Dothideomycetes; Acrospermales; Acrospermaceae. Bases 41 to 2518 code for a protein of 825 amino acids. Gene Ontology annotation, biological process: rRNA processing. The record is from RefSeq and is a predicted model, not a curated record.
GUUCCUAAUAGCUCGCUGUGAAGAUUGCGUCUCCGAUGAUAUGGCACCAGCAGAUGUCACUGGCCGUGUACGACCAACAAAGCCAAAGAAACAGGCACGCGCUCUCAAGAGAAAACGCGACGAUGUCUCAGCUGAGCACCUAGAGCAAGCGGUCGCAGAUUUGGACGUCAAAAAUGGCACAUUCAAAGACUUUGCAGACCUCCCACUGUCCGAGCCCACCAAGUCUGGACUCAAGGCAGCCCAUUUUUCUGCUAUGACAGACAUACAGGCCAAGGCCAUACCCCUCGCACUCAAAGGCGCAGAUAUCCUCGGAGCCGCAAAGACUGGUAGUGGGAAGACACUUUCGUUUCUGGUUCCCGUCCUCGAGAACCUCUACCGUGCGCAAUUGGUUGGCCAAGAUGCAGGCUUGGGCGCAAUGAUUAUAUCACCAACUCGAGAGCUCGCUAUCCAGAUUUUCGAAGUCUUGCGGAAGAUUGGCGGUAAAGGGCAUCUGUUCGCGGCUGGUCUGGUCAUUGGUGGAAAGAGCUUGAAAGACGAGGCGAACGCGCUCGAAAGAAUGAACAUCCUAGUGUGUACGCCUGGCAGAAUAUUGCAGCAUCUCUCGCAGACUGCGACUUUCAGCGUAGACAACCUCAAGAUGCUUGUUCUUGAUGAGGCUGAUCGUAUAUUGGACAUUGGGUUUCAAAGUGCACUCGACGCGAUCAUAGAAUAUCUGCCCCCAGACCGGCAAACACUCCUUUUCAGUGCUACACAAACCAAAAAAGUCUCCGAAUUGGCGCGACUGAGUUUGAAAGAGCCAGAGUAUAUCGCCGUUCACGAAGCAGCUUCCUCGGCUACACCCAAAACGCUUCAGCAAAAUUAUGUUCUGACGCCAUUGCCCGAGAAACUGGAUACAUUGUGGAGCUUUAUUCAGAGUAGUAAGAAGAGUAAAAUACUUGUUUUCCUGUCGUCUGGGAAGCAGGUGAGAUUUGUAUACGAGACUUUCAGAAAGAUGCAGCCGGGUAUAUCUCUUCUACAUCUUCACGGACGGCAGAAACAAACUGCAAGGCUUGAUAUAACGUCAAAGUUCUCUUCGUCGCAGCAAUCUUGUCUUUUUGCCACAGACGUGGUAGCUCGUGGAUUAGAUUUUCCUGCUGUUGACUGGGUGGUGCAGCUAGAUUGCCCCGAAGAUGCAGACACGUAUAUUCACCGCGUUGGGCGCACGGCACGAUACGAGCGUGAGGGUCGAGCAGUCUUGUUUCUCGAUCCAAGUGAGGAGGAAGGUAUGCUCAAGAGACUUGCACAUAAGAAGGUCCCCAUCGAAAGAAUCAAUGUGCGCGUCAAGAAACAGCAGAGCAUCAAAGAACAAAUGCAAAAUCUUUGUUUCAAGGAUCCGCAACUGAAAUACCUAGGACAGAAGGCUUUCAUUUCAUACGUCAAAUCUGUCCAUCUACAGAAAGACAAAGACAUAUUCGAUGUGAAUGCACUGAAGCUGGAAGAAUUUGCUGCCAGUAUGGGUUUGCCUGGUGCACCGAGGAUCAAGUUCAGGAAGGGAGACAAUUCCAAAGAGCUGAAGAAUGCUCCAAGACAAUCCCUUGUCAUCUCAGACGAAGACGACAGCGAUAGCGAGGCCGCAGUAGACGGAGAGGCACCGAGCAAAGCGAAGAGCAAGAAAGACGAUGCAGUCCGGACUCGAUAUGAUCGAAUGUUUGGACGAACCAACCAGGACGUUCUAGCACCUCACUACGCGAAGUUGAUUCACGAAGAAGACGACAUGGCCUCAGGUUCAAAGGGACAAACGAAUGUUCAUGGACUCGAACAACCAGAUAGUGACGAUGAUUUCCUCAAUGUCAAGCGACGCCACGGUGUUGAUGACGAUCUGAGCCUAUACCACAAUAUCGAGAACGCGGAUGCCAUUGAUGGAAACUAUAACAAGAAAAUCAUCAAUAUACCCGGAACGCUUGAGCCUCUGGUAAUAGAUAGUAAACGACGAGAAAAGCUGCUGCAAUCUAAAAAGAAAGUCACGAAGCUGAAAGAGAAGGGCACUAAGCUCAUAUUCGAUGACGAUGGCAAUGCUCAUCCGAUAUACGAGCUCGAGGAUGAGGUUGCUUUCAAGUCUAAGGGUGCUCCCGAGGAUCAACGCAGGCAAUUCGUGGAACAGGAAGCCGAGAAGGUCAAACAAGCCGACAUCAGUGACAAGGCUCUGGCGAAGGAGAAGAAAAGGGUCAAGAAAGAGAAGCGCAAAGCUCGUGAGAGGGCUGAGGAUGAGGAUGGCGAGGAUGUGCAGCUCGAAAACGGUGGAGACGCAUUCGCCGAUUUUGUUGCAGACGCUGCGAGCUCAGGGGGUGAGGGUGACGAGUCGCAAGAAGUCGAGCGGCCGAAAGGGAGGCCAAAGAAAUGGUUUGAAGACGAUUCAGACGAGGACGAGGCGGCACAGAAGAAACGAAAGAAGAACAAGAGAAGUGCUAGAGACGCGGGAGAUCUGGAGACUUUUGAGGAUCUUGAAGCGAUGGCAGCAGGACUUCUGGCUUCUGGCUAGUGUGAAUUUCCAACAUCUAAGCUUAUGUAAAUAUAUGGUAGAUUCCUUGUUCAGAUGCGAACCGAAGAUUCGUGCAGAUAGUAUUGUGGAAGUGCGACUGCUGCAAUGCUAUUGG